AUGGGCUUGGGAGCAAUUCAGUCAAGCUCCUCUUUGUCCUUUGUAUUCAACACGUCAGAGUUUCUUGGCAUCGAAUCGUCCUCUCCUUCUCUGCAGGCCUAUUUGGAGAACACAUCCACCAUGAAGUGGGUGAAGGUAGAUGCCGAUUAUGACGGUGUUGCGGACACCUGGCAGGGACUUUUCGGCUCAGAUGUCACUCCUGAGAUGCUUUGUGACGGCAUCCAUGAUGGUCAUGCAGUUGUGACGGAUCAAGGCAUCACUGAGGCGCUAGUUUCUGCAAAAGAGCAGAACAUGUCUCUGAUGCUUCUUGUACGCGACAUCACUGGCGCGCAGGUUGGGAACUUCGAGAUUCGUGAGGAUCCUGAUGCUUGCUGGCAAGUGGAUGAUUCUAUGGUUGCCACG
This is a messenger RNA of Symbiodinium pilosum, 402 nucleotides long. The record is from the annotation of a GenBank genome assembly. NCBI's taxonomy places the organism in Eukaryota, Dinophyceae, Suessiales, Symbiodiniaceae.